Cryphonectria parasitica EP155 is the source of this 657-nucleotide messenger RNA. Its product is annotated as fucose dissimilation pathway protein. The transcript has 2 exons. The coding region runs from base 80 to 457 and encodes 125 amino acids. Lineage: Eukaryota; Fungi; Ascomycota; Sordariomycetes; Diaporthales; Cryphonectriaceae. Gene Ontology annotation, molecular function: fucose binding; racemase and epimerase activity, acting on carbohydrates and derivatives. Gene Ontology annotation, biological process: fucose metabolic process. The record is from RefSeq and is a predicted model, not a curated record.
AAAGCUCAAAAAUUUCAACGCCAUGCUCAAAGGCAUCGAUCCUCUGCUCACCCCCGAGCUGCUACAGAAUCUCAGGGCCAUGGGCCACGGCGACAUGGUCGCAAUCGUCGACGCCAACUUCCCGGCAGCAUCCACCGGCCCACCGGUCAUCCGACUUGCUGGGGCCAAUGCAACGGACGCAGCCAACGCCAUCCUCUCCGUAUUGCCCCUAGACGAUUUUGUGCCGGAAUCGGCGUGGUGCAUGCAGGUUGUCGGGGAUGCAGAGGCUGAUUUGCCUGUAAUGCAUGACUUCAGGGAAGCCAUCCGCAAGCACGAAGGCGAGAAAUUUGAACUGAGUAAAUUGGAGAGGUUUGCGUUUUACAGAAUGUCGAGCAAGGCAUUCUGCAUUGUCUCUACCAAUGAAACCAGGCUGUAUGGGAAUCUGUUGUUGAAGAAGGGUGUUGUGAAAGAAGUUUAGGCUCAAGAAGGCCAACGUUGCUUGACAUUGGGUCUGAAAACAAUCGAAGACGCAAAAGUACUUCAUGCUACCAGUGGUCUCCUACUUCCUGAGUGGAUUUCUCAAUUUGCGCACCGUUUCCAUUUGCAGGUACACGCUCAGUUAUGCAUCAUUUUCAUCAUUGCAUUACUACGACUGCAAUUUUCCUCCGUGGCCGUUUG